Molecule: messenger RNA, 755 nt
Organism: Branchiostoma floridae (Florida lancelet)
Lineage: Eukaryota; Metazoa; Chordata; Leptocardii; Amphioxiformes; Branchiostomatidae
Product: ATP-dependent DNA helicase Q-like 3
Exons: 4
Coding region: 300-731 (143 amino acids)
Biological process (GO): telomere maintenance; double-strand break repair via homologous recombination
Cellular component (GO): cytoplasm; chromosome; nucleus
Molecular function (GO): four-way junction helicase activity; 3'-5' DNA helicase activity
Source: RefSeq, a predicted model, not a curated record
AACCAUUACGUACUUACCUUUUCCUUCAGAUUCAGAGGUACACACAGACAACAGGCUACAAGGCCAUCCACCUGACGUCGGCCUCCGAUAUCGACAGAUUGACCGACCGAGCGAUCAAGAUUGUGUACAUCAGCCCAGAAAUAGCAGUGGGCGAGGGCACUGCACUGUUUAAGACAGAGAGGCCAGUAUGUGCCCUUGUUGUUGAUGAGGCACACUGCAUACCUGAAUGGGGUAAAGACUUCAGGACAGCCUUCCAGCGCAUUGGGGAUCUGCGUGCCCACAUAACUACAACACGGGUGAUGGCAUUGACAGCAUCUGCCACACCUGAAGCUGUGACAGCCAUCAUAGAUUCACUCAGCAUGAAAAAUGUUUUGCAAAUAAAGGGCGACUUGGACAGAAGCAACAUCUUCCUAGUAUCCAAGAAGAAGAAUACUUUGCAGAAGGACUUUUUGGGGCUGACCCAAGCCCUACAAAGAGCAACCAUCGACGACUUUGAAAAACACCUUGUGUACGUGCCCAUCAAGAACCAAGUGAUGGAGGUGUGGCGGAUGCUGCGCCGCCACGCAUCACCAGCCCUGAGGGAUGCCAUCUCCUACUUUCAUUCGAGCAUGAGUAGUAGCAUGAAGGGGAAGGUGCUGGCUGCCUACAAGGCAGGCACCAUAAAAGUGCUGGUGGCAACAGUGGCCUUUGGAAUGGUAGGUGAACCUUCAGCAAUCUGUCUGUAUAAAUGACAAUUGAAAAGUAUAUAGACAUGC